Verticillium alfalfae VaMs.102 is the source of this 1431-nucleotide messenger RNA. Its product is annotated as riboflavin transporter MCH5. Bases 1 to 1431 code for a protein of 476 amino acids. Gene Ontology annotation, cellular component: fungal-type vacuole membrane. Lineage: Eukaryota; Fungi; Ascomycota; Sordariomycetes; Glomerellales; Plectosphaerellaceae. The transcript is spliced from 2 exons. Gene Ontology annotation, biological process: transmembrane transport. The record is from RefSeq and is a predicted model, not a curated record. Gene Ontology annotation, molecular function: transmembrane transporter activity.
AUGCGCAUUCGACUGGAGGUUGCUGACGAUGGCAUCUCGGAGAAUACGACGACGCAAACAACGGUGUAUGGCAACAUGACUGCUGUCCCUACCAUAAGAGAAGAAGUGAGUAAAGAGACACCGUCAUCGCCAAGCAGGGGACGUGCGGACUUGACGUCAGACCAUUCUGUCACCGCCGACGAAGAAAGAGACAUCAUCAGGGACACUGAGGGGCCAGACGAAGAGGGCUUCCCCGAGGGCGGUUUACAUGCAUGGCUUGUUGUGCUGGGCUCUUGGUUGGCACUCUUUUCGAGUCUCGGGUUGAUGAACAGUCUCGCCGUGUUCCACAAUUACAUCGGCACGCAUCAGCUGGCGAGCUACUCGCACGGCACCGUCGGCUGGAUCUUUUCCGUAUACACCUGGCUCUGUUUCGGCGGUGGUCUCUUCAUCGGGCCACUCUUCGACAAGUAUGGGCCUCGCUGGUUGAUUCUGUCUGGGACGGUAUGUCUGGUGGUGGCCGUCAUGCUGCUCAGUAUUUGUACUGACUACUGGCACUUCAUGCUUGCCUUUGGCGUCCUGAACGGGCUCGGGGCGUCGCUCCUCUUUACACCUUCGAUUGCGGCAGUUGGCCAUUGGUUCAAGGAGCGGCGUGGGCUGGCGACGGGCGUGGCGUCGUCCGGGGGGUCAAUCGGUGGGAUCGUAUUUCCGCUGGCGCUCAAUGGGCUCUUGGACAGGCUGGGGUGGGCGUGGACGAUCCGCAUAAUCGGCUUCAUCUGCCUGGCGCUCUGCGGCACGGCAAACCUGCUGAUCCGGUCGAGGUUGCGGCCAGCGCUCAACGCGACUGCGCGCCCCGACUUCCGCAUACUGCGAGACACGGCGUUCGCACUGACGACGGCGGGAAUAUUCCUGCUGGAACUCGCGCUUUUCAUUCCGAUCACGUACAUCUCCAGCUACAUGGUGCACGAGGGUUUCAGGACCGACCAGGCGUACCAGAUCCUGGCCAUCCUCAACGCGGCAAGCGUCUUUGGUCGAGUGCUGGCGGGAUGGUGGGGUGACGCGUUCGGGCCGUUCAAUUCGAAUAUGCUCGCCGUCGUGCUCAGUAUGGUCGCGUGCCUGGGAGUCUGGCUGCCGGCGGGCUCGACGCUCGGCGGCAUCGUGGUGUUUGCGGUGCUCUUCGGCUUCGCCAGCGGCAACAACAUCAGCAUCAGCCCUGUGUGCAUCGGGCGGCUGUGCAUGACGCAGAACUACGGACGCUACUAUGCGACGACGUACACGCUGGUGGCAUUUGCGUGUCUCAUUGGCAUCCCCAUUGGCGGGGAGAUCAUCACGGCGACGGACGGGGAGUACUGGGGGUUGAAAGUCUUUACGGGGGCCAUAUACUGCACGUCUCUGCUGGCGCUCUGGGCGGCUAAGGUGGUGUGCGUCGGGUGGCGGGUGCUGGCGGUCUUCUGA